AUGUUAAAGUCAAGCGAUAUAACGCCUAUAGUAAAGUCAAGCAAUAUAACGCCUAUAGUAGAGCAAAAGCGGUAUAACGCCUAUAGUAAAGUCAAGCAAUAUAACGCCUAUGGUAAAGUCAAGCGAUAUAACGUCUAUAGUAAAGGCAAGCAAUAUAACGCCUAUAGUAAAGUCAACCAAUAUAACGCCUAUGGUAAAGUUAAGCGAUAUAACGCCGAUGGUAGAGUCAAGCGAUGUAACGCCUAUGGUAAGGUCAACCAAUAUAACGCGUAUGGUAAAGUCAACCAAUGUAACGCCUAUGGUAAAGUCAACCAAUAUAACGCCUAUGGUAAAGUCAAGCAAUUUAACGCCUAUGGUAAAGUCAACCAAUAUAACGCCUAUGGUAAAGUCAAGCGAUAUAACGCCUAUGGUAAAGUCAAGCGAUAUAACGCCUAUGGUAAAGUCAACCAAUAUAACGCCUAUGGUAAAGUUAAGCGAUAUAACGCCGAUGGUAAAGUCAAGCGAUGUAACGCCUAUGGUAAGGCCAACCAAUAUAACGCGUAUGGUAAAGUCAACCAAUAUAACGCCUAUGGUAAAGUCAACCAAUAA
This is a messenger RNA of Physella acuta, 588 nucleotides long. Its product is annotated as shematrin-like protein 1. Lineage: Eukaryota; Metazoa; Mollusca; Gastropoda; Physidae. The record is from RefSeq and is a predicted model, not a curated record.